Messenger RNA from Fusarium venenatum, 807 nucleotides. RefSeq lists its product as uncharacterized. NCBI's taxonomy places the organism in Eukaryota, Fungi, Ascomycota, Sordariomycetes, Hypocreales, Nectriaceae. The record is from RefSeq and is a predicted model, not a curated record.
AUGGUCCAAGCUAAGAUUAUUGCUGCGGCUUUGGCUGCUUGCCUUGUCGAAAGUGCCAAUGCUGGUGCUUGCAAACCCAGAUCGUCAUUGUCUACCGAAAGUCAAUCAAUAUUGAGCACUGUCUCUUCUGCUGCUUCCAGCAUUGCGACCGAAACGUCAACCAUUGCGGAUACAUCUACAAUAGCUGAGACAUCUACCAUUGCCCUCACCACCACCUCUCAGAUCCCCGAGUCAUCGUCUACCACGUCCGAAGCAUCCACCACAACCGCUGCAGCGCCAGUUGAUCCCGUCUGUGGUAAACAUGGCACUUGCAAUCCUAAUGGUAUCAAUGGUUGUGGAUCUCGCAGCGCCAGAGGUCAAGGAUACUAUCUUGGAGAAUGUCAAGAUCUUUGCCGUGCCGACCCUGAUUGCAAAGCCAUACUAUACAACACCCAGGGAGGCCAAUGCUUUCUCAGCUUUAAUACGGCCCAAGACUCAGAAUUCUACGAAGUUUCAGAUCCAACGAUUGUCUGGUACGACGACGUUUGCGAUAUUGAGAAGCGCGAGCCUGACCCCAUCUGCAGUGCUUAUGGAGACUGCAACCAGAGCCUAUGUCAGCUCAUGGCCGUGUCAGGCUCCUAUACCGCCGAGACCUGCCAGAGGUCAUGCGCUAGCGACCCCAACUGCGAAUCUUUCGUCUACUUCCCUGCUUUCGAAGGCUGCUACACUCUUGAAAAGUCUCUGUUCAAGUCUGGGUUCUUUCAAAAGCAAACAUCUGGUGGCUUGUGGUUUGAUCGCGCCUGCAACGUCCAGGUGAUUACAGAUUAA